Messenger RNA from Entamoeba invadens IP1, 1527 nucleotides. RefSeq names its product inositol-3-phosphate synthase, putative. Gene Ontology annotation, molecular function: inositol-3-phosphate synthase activity. Gene Ontology annotation, cellular component: cytoplasm. NCBI's taxonomy places the organism in Eukaryota, Evosea, Mastigamoebida, Endamoebidae. The transcript has a single exon. The record is from RefSeq and is a predicted model, not a curated record. Gene Ontology annotation, biological process: inositol biosynthetic process; phospholipid biosynthetic process. The coding region runs from base 1 to 1527 and encodes 508 amino acids.
AUGGCCUACACAUUCAACACCACCAAGAGUCACUCAACUGCUGACUUCAUCGAGGCGGAUUUCAAAUACGAAACCACCCAAGUCGAAGUCAAACCAGAAGGUGUAGUCUGCACUCCAAAAUCACAGGACUACAAGUUCAAGGUUAACAAGAAGGUUCCCAAGAUGGGCCUUAUGAUGAUUGGAUGGGGUGGAAACAAUGGUACCACUGUCACUGCUGGUAUUUUGGCCAACAAGCAUCACCUUUGCUGGACCGACAAGAGAGGUGUCCAUGAACCAAACUAUUAUGGCUCAUACACCCAGAGCGCUACUAUGAGACUUGGUAUCACAACUGAAGGUGAAGAAAUCUAUGCCCCAUACAAAGAGAUCCUCCCAAUGGUCUGCCCAGACGAUAUUGUCCUUGGUGGAUGGGAUAUCUCUAAGACUAAUAUGGCUGAUGCUCUUAAGAGAGCUCAAGUCGUCGACUAUGACUUGCAGAAGCAAUUGUACCCAUACAUUAAAGAUUGGGUCCCAUUACCAUCUAUCUACUACAAGUCCUAUAUUGCCGCUAACCAAGACGACAGAGCCGACAACGUCAUCCCAGGCAAUAAACAAAAUCACUUGGACACCGUCAGAAAGAACAUUAGAGACUUCAAAGCGGCCCAUGGUCUUGACAGAGUUGUUAUCUUGUGGACUGCCACCACUGAAAGAUACGUCGAGUUGAAGGCUGGCUUGAAUGAUACUGCUGAUAACUUGUUGAAAGCUAUUGCUAACGACGAAGAGGAAGUCUCACCAUCAACUAUCUUUGCGACCGCUGCUAUCUUGGAAGGAUGCCCGUUCGUCAACGGCUCCCCACAAAACACUUUGGUUCCAGGUGUCAUCGAACUUGCUGAGAAGCACAACGGCGCCGUGAUGGGUGACGAUUUCAAGACUGGACAGACUAAAAUCAAGUCAGUUCUUGCUGACUUCUUGGUCUCUUCUGGACUCAAGUUGCAAUCAAUUGUCUCAUACAACCACCUUGGAAAUAACGACGGAAAGAACUUGAGCUCGCCAAACCAAUUCAGAUCAAAGGAAAUCUCAAAAUCAAAUGUCGUCUCUGAUGUUGUCAAGUCGAACACUAUUAUGUAUAAGAAGGGUGAACAUCCCGACCACGUCAUUGUCAUUAAGUAUGUCCCAUACGUCGGAGACUCUAAGAGAGCUAUGGAUGAGUACACCAGUGAAAUCUUCCUUGGUGGACAUAACACCAUCGCUUUACACAACACAUGCGAAGACUCAUUAUUGGCCGCACCAUUGAUGAUCGACUUGGCUGUCUUGAUGGAGUUCAUGACGAGAAUCACUUACUCAGUCGAAGGAAAGGAAUUCAGCCAUUUCAAUGCAGUUAUGUCAUUCUUGUCUUAUCUCCUUAAGGCCCCAGUCGUACCAAAAGGAACCCCAGUAGUCAACGCUUUGUUCAAACAAAGAGAGUGCUUGGAUAACCUCUUCAGAGCUCUCCUCGGCCUUCCCGCUGAGAAUCACAUGCUCCUUGAAGGAAAGACUCAAAGCUUCUUCUAA